Gopherus flavomarginatus (Mexican gopher tortoise) is the source of this 977-nucleotide messenger RNA. RefSeq names its product synaptonemal complex protein 3 (gene SYCP3). Lineage: Eukaryota; Metazoa; Chordata; Testudines; Testudinidae. The coding region runs from base 215 to 937 and encodes 240 amino acids. Gene Ontology annotation, cellular component: synaptonemal complex. Gene Ontology annotation, biological process: meiotic cell cycle; spermatid development. The transcript has 9 exons. The record is from RefSeq and is a predicted model, not a curated record.
GCCCCGUAGUAACCGCCUGCGCCGCCUCGCGCUGCUGCGGGCGCGCCCCGCUUCUGGCCGGGUGCCGCUCUGAGGGGGACGCAGGACCCUCCCGUGGGGGCCGGAGUCUCACACGGGCUCGGGCACGUUAGCGAGUCUGAGCUGUGAGGGGAGAGAAAUAAAUAAAGUCCCAACUUCCCCCCAUUUGCGGGAAGUAGAGAAAAAGCCGCUGAUUAUGGCACCAUCUGGAAGAAAGCAUUCAGGGAAAGCUGGUAAACCAAUACAGGAAGAUCAAGCCUUAUGUGCCUAUGACUUUCAAGAAGAGGAAAAGAAAAACUUGAGUGGAUCAGAAGAAGAUAUUAGGGAAGGUGACACUCCAGUAAUUGAAAAACAUGGAAAAAAAAGACCAUCAGUGACUCCUCAUGCGGUAGUUGAAGAAGAUGUGGGGGGUGAAGUACAGACUAUGUUGGAACGAUUUGGAGCUGACAUUAACAAGGCUCUCUUGGCUAAGAGGAAAAGAUUAGAAAUGUAUACUAAGGCCUCUCUUAAAACCAGUAACCAGAAAAUUGAACAUGUUUGGAAAACACAGCAAGAACAGAGACAGAAGCUCAACCAGGAGUAUUCCCAGCAGUUCCUGACUUUAUUUCAACAAUGGGAUAUGGACAUGCAGAAAGCAGAGGAACAGGAAGAAAAACUAGCGAAUAUGUUUCGCCAGCAACAGAAGGUUUUUCAACAAGCAAGAAUAGUUCAGAGUCAGAGACUGAAAACAAUUAAACAGCUGUAUGAGCAGUUCUUAAAGAGUAUGGAAGAACUGGAGAAAAAUCAUGAAAACCUUCUAGCAGGUGCACAAAAUGAACUUCGCAAAGAAAUGGCUAUGUUGCAAAAGAAAAUCAUGAUGGACACUCAACAGCAAGAGAUGGCAACUGUACGCAAGUCUCUUCAGUCCAUGUUAUUCUGAUGGCUCAGUGAAGAAACAACUUGCACCUAAGUAACAUGAC